ACUGUGUGUUCCCAAAGGUUCGUCCUAUUUGGCGGCUGCUGCCUCGUCCACAGCUUCUGAUACCUAAGAGGACUCUCCCUCACAAACUACCUGUCACCAUGGCCCACCGAUUUCCAGCCCUCACCUCAGAACAGAAGAAGGAGCUCUCAGAAAUCGCCCAGCGCAUUGUUGCCAAUGGGAAGGGGAUCCUGGCUGCAGAUGAGUCCGUAGGCACCAUGGGAAACCGCCUGCAGAGGAUCAAGGUGGAGAACACUGAGGAAAACCGCCGGCAGUUCCGGGAAAUCCUCUUUACCGUAGACAACUCCAUCAACCAGAGCAUCGGGGGCGUGAUCCUUUUCCAUGAGACCCUCUACCAGAAGGACAGUCAGGGGAAGCUGUUCAGAAACAUCCUCAAGGAAAAGGGGAUUGUGGUGGGAAUCAAGUUAGACCAGGGAGGUGCUCCCCUUGCAGGAACCAACAAAGAAACCACCAUUCAAGGGCUCGAUGGCCUUUCUGAGCGCUGUGCCCAGUACAAGAAAGAUGGUGCUGACUUUGGGAAAUGGCGUGCUGUGCUAAGGAUUGACAACCAGUGUCCAUCCAACCUUGCCAUCCAGGAAAAUGCCAAUGCCCUGGCCCGCUACGCCAGCAUCUGUCAGCAGAAUGGGCUGGUACCCAUUGUUGAACCAGAGGUACUUCCUGAUGGAGACCAUGACAUGGAACACUGCCAGUAUGUUACUGAGAAGGUCCUUGCUGCUGUCUAUAAGGCCCUGAAUGACCAUCAUGUUUACCUGGAGGGCACCUUGCUGAAGCCCAACAUGGUGACCGCUGGACACGCCUGUACCAAGAAGUAUAUGCCAGAGCAAGUGGCUAUGGCCACUGUCACAGCUCUGCACCGUACUGUUCCUGCAGCUGUUCCUGGUAUCUGCUUUUUGUCUGGUGGCAUGAGCGAAGAGGAUGCUACUCUCAACCUCAAUGCUAUCAACCUUUGCCCUCUACCAAAACCCUGGAAACUAAGUUUCUCCUACGGACGGGCCCUGCAGGCUAGUGCACUGGCUGCCUGGGGCGGCAAAGCUGCAAACAAGAAGGCGACCCAGGAGGCUUUCAUGAAGCGGGCCCUGGCUAACUGCCAGGCAGCCAAAGGACAGUAUGUUCACUCCGGCUCUUCUGGUGCUGCUUCCACUCAGUCUCUCUUCACAGCCUGCUAUUCCUACUAG
This is a messenger RNA of Lynx canadensis (Canada lynx), 1193 nucleotides long. RefSeq names its product aldolase, fructose-bisphosphate B (gene ALDOB). The record is from RefSeq and is a predicted model, not a curated record. Bases 99 to 1193 code for a protein of 364 amino acids. Lineage: Eukaryota; Metazoa; Chordata; Mammalia; Carnivora; Felidae. The transcript is spliced from 9 exons. Gene Ontology annotation, molecular function: fructose-bisphosphate aldolase activity; fructose-1-phosphate aldolase activity. Gene Ontology annotation, cellular component: cytosol. Gene Ontology annotation, biological process: fructose 1,6-bisphosphate metabolic process; glycolytic process.